UCCAUUACCAAUUUUUCAUGAGCCAUCGAAAUUUGAGUUUUGAGCAAGUUUUGAGCCCAAAAUAAUUUGUUUGGAUACUGAUUUUUGUUAUAUUCAUUACGCUAAUAGUGAUAACAGUGUUUAUGUGAACUGUGAAGUAAUUGCUACAUCCGUAAUCGCCAAGCAGUCUGAAGAUGUCAACAGAAGAUAUUUCACUCAGAGUCGAAAGAUUGGAGAUAGAAUCUUCGAAGAUUAACAAGACCGCCAAAGCGAACCCGUUUAUGGUUCUUAUGCAGAAGAGAAACUUGACAUUUAAAGUAUAUUCACAAAACAGUAAAUGUUCAUGUCACAAUAAAAAAAGUUAUGUAACUAUUUUCAAAAAAAAACAGAGCAAAUUUCUUAGAGAGCCAGUCUUAAAACUGUCACAGUGUAAUUUCAAAAAUAAAAACGGCCACUGCCCAGAUUAUGGUAGGUAUUCGGUUUGUUCAAGAAGAAGCCCAAAAAAUGACAACUUGAAUUUACAUUCGUUAGUAGACACUUGUAACCAACUGCACAUAUCAAAUAGUAAUAAUGGAAUUAAGUAUAAGUCAAGUAAUAGGAAAGCGUAUAAAGUGAGAACGAAUGAUGCAACACACGAAAAAGUAACUAGGGAUACUCCACCUGAAAGAAAUACUUCUAGUUCGUGUUCUCAGCAAGCUCUUAAUCCACCUUGUGAUGUAACCAUUGAUGAACUUGCUAGUUACUUUGAAACACUUGUCCAUAUACCAAAAAAGAUGUCUUCAAUGGCUGAAAUGAUGUAUAUUUAAUGGCCUUUCGUUGUGUAUCGUUGUUGUAGAUCACAAUUCUAAAGAUUUUAAUAUAAAUAUUUUAUAUUAUUAUUAAGUAUUCCCUUAAAUAUUUACCCCCUUAUUCAUAAUGGUCCGCUAACUUAAAACAGCUGCUAAGGAGUGUUUUUUCUCAUUCUGACUUAGGUCAAUAGCCGUCCGUAAUUGGAGGGUCCGUAGCUACUACGUAAGUCGGUACUGGCAAGGAGCCGAUCUAAUUCCUAGCCAACAGAUAUGUUUGAAGCGUUUAAGCAAAAAGCAAUCAUAUAUCGUGAACUAUACUGUCAAAUAAUGUCAAGAAGAAGACAGAGUGAGAAUUAGCAAUGCUUUAAGUUAGCAGACUAUUAUGAAUAAAGGGUUAAUUUAUUAUAGUUGAACUGAUAAUGUUUAAAUUUGAAAAAACAAACAUUUGAAAUGUCAUUAAAGUAUUGUGAGAAAAUCAGUAUAGUAGUUAAGAAAACUGCAUAAUUAUUGUGAUUUAAUAUGAAAUGAUUGCAAUCAUGGUAUUGUUGAACAAUCAGAAGGAUGAUUGAAACUUUUCAUGUAAGGAUAACAUUAAUUUGUUCUGUAAUAGUUUAUUAAGAUUGUUUGUUCAUAUUUGAAGGAUAUAGAAUUUUAUUGUAAUGCACAUAAUUACGGACAAUGGAAACAAUGUGUUCUAAAAUUAUUACUAACAUUUAUGUAAUCAGGUUCUGCUAGCUCUUGUUGACGAAUUAGAGGUCUUAUUUUUAAUCUUAAUAUAAACUAGUAAGGCUGAACCCUCAUUUAUCUAUGAAUGUGGUUGCAACUGACCAACACAAUGUCACACCUGCAUGACAAAGUAAUACAAUAUGAAGUCACAACAUUGAGAGUGAUUCAAAAUCACAACUCAAUGACAUAUGGAUGUGUAGAUUGUAGCGUCUUGACAUCUAGUCUGAAUUAUGUAUGUGUUAACAAUCAUUGUCGCUGUCAUGACAUUAGCAGUGUCAUUAUACAUGUGAUGUAGUGAACAGUACAUAGAUUGCAGUAUUAAAUCAAGAAUGGAUGUGAACAACCAUGUUCUAUUGUUGCUUUUAUAAUGCCACUAUGAGAACAAAUGUUGUUCUGCGGAAUUUAAUACUAAUGUUCAUUUUAUUUAUCUGAUAUGAUUUAACUUUCUUGCACAAUUGUUUGGAUAAAAAAAGUCUUGUUAGAAUGCAACACAUAUUAUUGCAUGUCAUUAAAUAUAUAAUAGUGUAAAAUGAUACAACAUUGACACUUCAACUAAUGAGGCGUCAGUCUAACAGCACAUUCAUGUUAAGCUAGCUCUCAAGAGAUAGUAGCAGUUAUUGAAGGGCAGCGAGCCCUAAUAUUCUGCAUUUAGACACCUUAGAGAUGGUCUGUUUAGUGUGAAAGGUUCUAAUGUUUUAAUAGCAGCCUACUAAGAAAAAAGUGAUUCAUUCGAUUGUAUGAAAUGUGCAGUCAUUGAUACAUUACUAGAUGACAGCUAUAAUCUUGUAAAAAGUAGAGAUAGCUGAAAUCCACUAUGUUUUAAGCAACUGUUUGCUUUCAAACUUUGCCGGAUUAUACUUUAUUGCCAUAGUGUAGUUACUAUUAUUUCAUACUUAUGUUGAAUCACAGCAUGUUUCAUACUGAACUAAAUUUCAAUUUUUACUUGUUAGAGCAAACAUAUUCUUUGGGCAACCUCUUAAUAAUGUAGUAUUUACAUCCUCUUUGGUAAUAGUAGUAGCAUUACAUUCUAAACAUAAGCUUUUUGAACAGGAAUCAGAAACAUUGUGAAAUAUGGAUGUGUGAGUGUUUUAUGCUGGUUCCACUACUAUAAUUUAUAAAUUUGAAUUUAUUUUAUGAACAUACUCAUUUAUUGAUGUUACAAUGGAUUUUAUGGUUACAAUACAUUUUCUAUGUGA
Leptidea sinapis is the source of this 2689-nucleotide messenger RNA. RefSeq lists its product as uncharacterized. The record is from RefSeq and is a predicted model, not a curated record. The transcript has 2 exons. Gene Ontology annotation, biological process: cellular response to hydrogen peroxide. Bases 174 to 785 code for a protein of 203 amino acids. NCBI's taxonomy places the organism in Eukaryota, Metazoa, Arthropoda, Insecta, Lepidoptera, Pieridae.